AGUGUCAUGUCAUUAACAUCAGAGUGACAAACUCCCUAAACACCAAUCUACGUUAACCACUUAUAUAUCCCUCCCCUAAACCCUAAACCCCAACUCCUACCACCACCACCGCUCAACCACCCCACACCACCAUGCAAGCCACCCUAAUCUCCCCCCACUUCCCCACCCUCCCCACCAAAUGCAAACCCCUCUUCCCACCUCCCACCGCCCGCCGCCCCUUCUCCGUCACCGCCACCACCGCCGCCGCGGCCCAAAAACUCAACAAAUACAGCUCCCAAAUCACCGAACCCAAGUCCCAAGGCGGGUCCCAGGCCAUCCUGUACGGCGUGGGCCUCUCCGAUGAGGACAUGGGAAAGCCCCAGAUAGGGAUUUCCUCCGUCUGGUACGAAGGCAACACGUGCAACAUGCACCUGCUGGGCCUGGCCGAGGCCGUGAAAGAAGGGGUGUGGAAGAGUGGAAUGGUUGGGUUCAGGUUUAAUACGGUCGGGGUGAGCGAUGCGAUCUCGAUGGGGACCAGAGGGAUGUGUUACAGCCUGCAGUCUAGGGAUUUGAUUGCGGAUAGUAUUGAGACUGUUAUGGGUGCGCAGUGGUAUGAUGGGAAUAUCUCCAUCCCCGGUUGUGACAAGAAUAUGCCAGGUACAAUUAUGGCCAUGGGACGGCUCAAUCGGCCAAGUAUAAUGAUUUAUGGUGGAACUAUUAAGCCUGGUCAUUUUCAAGGAAAUACCUACGACGUAGUAUCUGCCUUUCAGGUUUAUGGGGAAUAUGUGAGUGGUUCCAUAAGUGAUGAACAGAGGAUGAAUGUUAUUCGUAAUUCAUGCCCUGGAGCAGGGGCUUGUGGUGGGAUGUACACAGCAAAUACCAUGGCCUGUGCUAUUGAGGCAAUGGGAAUGUCCCUUCCUUUCAGCUCUUCAACACCUGCUGAAGAUCCAUUGAAGUUGGAUGAGUGUCGCCUAGCCGGAAAAUACUUGCUAGAUUUGAUAAAGAUGGAUAUAAAACCACGAGACAUUAUUACGCCUAAAUCACUACGUAAUGCAAUGGCCAUCGUCAUGGCCUUGGGAGGGUCAACCAAUGCGGUGUUACAUUUAAUUGCUAUUGCGAGGUCUGUUGACUUAGUAUUAACUCUCGAUGACUUUCAAAAGGUUAGCGACAGGGUUCCUCUGUUGGCCGAUCUUAAGCCUAGUGGCAAAUAUGUUAUGGAGGAUAUACACAAGAUUGGAGGAACACCUGCAAUCAUACGUUAUCUCUUGGAGCAGGGGUUUUUAGAUGGGGAUUGCAUGACUGUCACGGGGAAUACACUGGCUGAGAAUGCAAAACUGUUCCCUUCUCUAGCUGAAGGUCAGCAAAUAAUAAGACCAGUGACAAACCCCAUCAAGGAUUCAGGCCAUCUCCAGAUAUUAUUUGGAAAUCUUGCACCGGAAGGUUCUGUCGCAAAGAUUACGGGAAAAGAAGGACUAUAUUUUUCUGGUCCUGCUCUUGUAUUUGAAGGAGAGGUAGCCAUGCUUGCAGCUAUCUCUGAAGACCCUUUGAGUUUUAAGGGAAAGGUAGUCGUUAUUAGAGGAGAGGGGCCUAAGGGGGGCCCUGGCAUGCCUGAAAUGCUGACACCAACAAGUGCAAUAAUGGGAGCAGGUCUUGGGAAGGAUGUUGCGUUGUUGACUGAUGGGAGGUUUUCAGGAGGUUCACAUGGGUAUGUUGUUGGCCACGUAUGCCCUGAAGCACAGGAAGGUGGACCCAUUGCUCUCGUUGAAAAUGGUGAUAUGAUCACCAUAGAUAUUCGGGAAAGGAGAAUGGAUGUUCUUUUGACAGAUGAAGAAAUGGCGGAACGAAGAAAGAAAUGGAUUCCCCCUCCAGGAAAGGCUGACAAAGGAGUAUUGUACAAGUACAUCAAGAAUGUGCAAUCGGCUUCAAAGGGCUGUGUGACUGAUGAGUAGACACCAGGGGGAAUCGUUAGAGAGGCAUAGAGUAAAUCAGCGAGCCCAACUUAGUAAAGCCACGACUCGGGUGCUUCAUUGCGGCUCCGUAGGAUAUUUAUCUCGGUUUUUCUGUAGUUUCUUUCCUUCUGGAAGUUUUCUAGAUCUGUGUUUUGGGGAUUAUUAGGGUUUUGCCAUUUUAUUUCAACGUUGUUCUAUUUAGGCCAAUUAACUAUUGUUUGCAAUGAACUCAAAUGGACUCUACAAUAUUUGCACUGUUCAUUUGGUGGGUAGCUAUUGGGAAGAUGCGUGUCAAUUGGCUAGAUUUCUAUUUUUUUGGGUUGUUCUGGUAACAUGGUGGCGGUGAGACGAUCCUCUUGACAACGAUGGGUCUGAUACCAGAUGAAUUACUCAUUGAUGAAGCAAAGACCGAAUUUCUUUA
Molecule: messenger RNA, 2349 nt
Organism: Rhododendron vialii
Lineage: Eukaryota; Viridiplantae; Streptophyta; Magnoliopsida; Ericales; Ericaceae
Product: dihydroxy-acid dehydratase, chloroplastic
Exons: 14
Coding region: 132-1928 (598 amino acids)
Biological process (GO): branched-chain amino acid biosynthetic process
Cellular component (GO): chloroplast stroma
Molecular function (GO): dihydroxy-acid dehydratase activity
Source: RefSeq, a predicted model, not a curated record